UCCAGAGGUUUUUCUAUUCUACCCAUCAGCACUGGAACCAAAGGGUCUCCAAGCCAAAGGAAAAACUUGUUUUCAACUAUUUUAUAUGAAAUAUUUACAUACGUAAAAAAUGUGGUGGAGCCUGAAUGAAAUUUCUCCUCUGAUUCUCUUGAUAACUUAUCUAAUAUGUCAGGAUUCAGUUACAGCACAUAGUGAGGUAACAGGAUUGCCUUCCCAGAGGCCGGUAUCAUUUACUCUCUUCAGAAGAACCAGCAGAGAUGUCAAUACUCCGGCUCCUGUGAACUGUCAGCUAAGCCAGUGGUCAGAAUGGACUGGUUGCUUUCCUUGCCAAGAGAAAAAAUACAGAUACAGAACUUUGCUACAGCCUGCCAAGUUUAAAGGGAGUAAAUGCGUUGGUCAUCUCUGGGAUGAGGCAGCAUGCCGAGCAACAGAACCAUGUGCAGCAAGCCAACGCUGUGGAAAAGAUUUUCAGUGUGAGGAGACAGGUCGCUGUAUUAAACGUCACCUUGUAUGUAACGGAGAGCCAGACUGUAGAGACGGAUCUGAUGAGAAUAACUGUGAGGAUGAAGAUACUGAAAGCCUCUGUGAAAACCUAGACCCAAUUCCUGGGUCUGAAAGAGCAGCCCAAGGAUACAAUGUUCUUACACAAGAAGAAAUGCAAUUUGUAUACGAUCCUAAAUAUUAUGGAGGCCAGUGUGAGUACAUUUACAACGGAGAAUGGCGGGAAUUGAAGUAUGACUCUGCAUGUGAACGUUUGUACUAUGGGGAUGAUGAGAAAUAUUUUAGAAAACCCUACAAUUUCCAUGUAUAUCAAUUUCUAGCUCAUGCUGAUUCUGGAUUCUCUUUUGAGUUUUACGAUGAUUCGAGAGAUUUAUUUGAUGCCAUAAAAAAAGAUAAAUCCACAAAUUAUGGUUUUACCUUUGGAAUAGGUUAUGCUAAAAUACCUGCCUCUUUUGAGCUAGGUUUCAGUUUAUCACAGGGUAAAGGAUCCCUGAAGAAUUUCACGCAGUAUAACGAGAAGAACGUAGGAUUCAUUAGAGCCAUAACAAAGGUACAGACAGCACGGUUCAAAAUGAGACGGGAUAACAUAGUUCUGGAUGAAGAUGUGCUUCAGUCUCUGAUGGCGCUUCCAGACAGCUACAACUAUGGAAUGUAUGCCAAAUUUAUUAAUGACUAUGGUACCCAUUUCAUGACAUCUGGGACCAUGGGAGGCAUCUUUGAAUAUAUCCUCGUCGUUAACAAAGAAGAAAUGAAAAGAAAAGCCAUUACGUCUGAAACAAUAAGCUCCUGUUUUGGUCUGUCAGGAGGCCUCAUAUACCAAAAGGAAAAAUUAGACAUAUCAAUGACACUAUCAUACAAAAAGUGUGAGAAGGACGCAUUCCUUGAAACUGAUCAUGAAACCAAUAGUGCAGUAGUGGAAGAUAUUAUUCCUCGGAUUCAAGGUGGAGAUGUUGGUUCAAGUGGAGGGCUUUUAAACAGUUGGAAUGCCAAUAUGUAUCGUCGCUGGGGAAGGUCAUUAAAAUAUAAUCCUGCUGUUAUUGAUUUCGAGCUACAACCCAUACAUGAAAUCCUCCAUAGAAGCAACCUUGAUGAUAUUGAAACAAAAAGGCAAAACCUGAAAAGGGCUUUGGACGAGUACUUAACAGAGUUCAAUGCCUGCCGCUGUGGCCCUUGUCAGAACAAUGCUGAAUCCAUGCUUCUCGGGGACGUCUGUGUUUGUCAGUGCCCACAGGGUUAUGAGGGCCCAGCCUGCGAGAAGACCAGACGCAAAGGCAGUAAGACAAAUGGUAGCUGGAGCUGCUGGUCAUCCUGGACUCCCUGCCAGUCUGGAACAAAGAGACGUACGAGGCAAUGUAAUAACCCAGCCCCGCAAAAUGGUGGCACAUGGUGUGCUGGAAAGAAUGUGCAGACAGAGACAUGCUAAGGGCUGGCUAUGUCUGGGCUAAGUUAUGACACUAAUUAAUGAGAGUAUAUGUUAGAUAAUGUUUUGCAUAGUAGGCUGUAGCUACCACUGGAGUAACCCAGCUGAAGUCAAUAGAAUUACACUAGUGAUAAAUCUGGCCUAUAGUUUUACAUUCAUAGGAAGAUAUAGUGGAGCCACCAAAUGAAAUCUGAACAUUGCCCAGUAAAUUCUGAAAAACACACACACACACACACACACACACACACACACACACACGCAUUUUACCCUCAAUUUGUGAUGACAGGUUGCAAGACGAUGGAGAAUCAGGGCAAAUAUUUUUUACUGAACAACAAUGUGGCUUAUAAAGUAAUAAAGCAAUUUAGUAAACCAGUUUACAUAGUAAGCUUCACUAACUGAAAUGUUUUAAUUUGUCUUCCAAAGGCAAAUACAAAACUCAUGAUCCUUGCAUUGAAUAAGUUUUGUGUUGCCAUGUGUGUCAUAUAAUUUUUAUUUCUUUAACAAGGCAAGCAAGCUAUUUCAGGUUGGUGCAGUCAGAACUUUAAGCACAGCAUAUCUGGCAGGAUCCUGCUUCCAAUGACUCCAAAUGGCUUUUUGCUGUCAUUUUCAAUGGGAGCAAUAUUAAGCCCAAAGAUGCUAAAGUUCCAGGGUGAAAUGUUAAUAGAAAUUGAUGAGGAAUAACAAAAUCAGAGCCAAAUGAAACCGUUCUUUGGAGGACAUUCCUGCACAAACGAGGCUAUUCCUCUUUAAGAUCAGUGAUGACUCGGCCAUUAGAACACAAGCAUUUUAUCUCCAAGGCACCCAGAGCUGGAGAAGAUGUUAACGGGUUUGUUGAUUUAAGAGCCCUUUUUGAAUGUAAGAGGUAAAUCUUAGUGCAAGAAUACGUACAGUACUGAACUGCAGCCAAGACUGCAGAGAGAGUCCACUGCUCAGCGCUUCUAAUGAACUGCUGUAAAAACCUGGAGUGGAUGGCAAUUGAAUGGCACUUAGUUUUACUGUGCUUUUCAUUAAAAGGGAGGAAAAAGAGUCAUGAAUGUGAAUCUGGUAUUAUGAAAAAACAAACAAGUACAACAAGGAACAACGCUUGGGAAAGAGGGAGAAAAAUGCUAUGGUACCAUUAUUCAGCAAAAGAAAUUGCUGGCUUUAAUUGGUGAAUUAGGGCCAAGGCCACAGCUGGUGUAAAACAGUGGAGUAGCUCCACUGACUCAGCAGCUUGACACCAGCUGCUCAGCUCGAGCCCCAUAUUUUUGAGAGUUUGCCAGAAAGACAAACAUUUUUCAUUUGACCUUGACUGUAUUUGUCACUUUUGUUUGCAAAAACUAGAGGCUAUUGUCCUGUAAGAGGGAGUGCAUUGUUUUGACUUGAACAUCCAAAAGGUCAUUUUCUGAGACAAUGGCAAAAAUCUCUCUACAACAUUGGUACUUGGAGGUUAAUUCACAGAUCUGCUCAGAAGUUGCAGCUUUUUGCUAUUUUUGCAGAGAACGGCCGUGUUCACCAGGACUGAAGCCACAAACACUAGCUCGUGAAUAAAUAUUUUAAGCCCUUCACCCUGUAACUAGCUCCACUGGGGUGGGAUACCACAACUGUGCAAAGCUUGAUUGAAAUCUUCGUGACUGCAGGGGCCUGCCCAUGCAACCAGUCGUAAGAUUGGGCCUUAGUUUUAAUAAUCUAUGGCAUUAUUAAUAACAAAGGAAUGGCAAUUGUGUGCAAAUAUAUGGGGCAAUGCAGUUACAUUAAUCUGGCCCAUCGUUUUUACCUAAUACUGUCCUUUUAGGUAAAAACGGAACUGAAAGGAACCUAGUAACUACAGAAUGGUUUUUAGCUAGAAGCAAUAACUGGGAUUCAAUUUCACUUUGCCUUUAUCCACCCUGAAUGUGUAAUAUUCCAGGAGAGGGCUCAAGACAAGGAGACACUGUCACAGCAUCUAGUCAAAUGCCCCUUCUUGGACAAUCACUAUACUUCUGUGACAGCUGCCGAAUCCCGUGUGCUUUAAGCCUCCACAGUCUGAACAGUGCCCAUGCACUGUCCCUACCUUGGGGUCCUCAGAGCUUUGACCCUGUGGUCCAGUUGCUUGACCCUUGGGACCAGUGCUGACACCCGCCCCACGCCCCGCCUUCCCACAACGUCCUCAUUGGUUCAACGCACCCUCACUCAGUACUCCAGCCAUGUGGUCAUUCUUGGUCCACAGGUUUAACGCUUCCAGAGCAUGUGGUAGGUAACACAUCAUACACACACACACUUUGCACAGGAUUUUAACACCAUUGCUCUGUACUCACACAAUAAAUACAUAAAUCUAUAUUAAAUGUUAAACCCUACAUGCAUUUCCCUGCCUCAAUUUCCACAUCACUCCCUGGCAUUCUUUGGGCUGGGCUCACAGGUCUCUGGGGGCAUUCAGGAUCCUUCUCCUGCAGUGCAUGGCUUGUCUUCUCAGUCAUGGAGUCUUCAUCUCUCUUUCCAGCUCAUCGUGCUCUGAUCUUGGUUGAUCCCCUCAGCUAAAUCACCCCUCCCUCCAGCUAUGAAAGCAUCCCAGUCUUUUUCCCUCUCCUGCCCCAAACUUCCUGUGUGGCUCUCUGAGUCUUCCCUGAUGCAUCCAUCCUCUGUGAUUUUUAAAGGCUAACAUCAGUACCUUGGUUUGUUUGCCCUGCUGCUGCUAAUUUUCCACUCUCCAAACCCCUGCCCCCUGUUGAGGGAUUGAGGUAAGCUGUUCUCACUUGAGAAAAACUGCGUAGCAUGCCCAUUGUGUGGUCAGACUACAGAUGGUAAGACUAACUACUCUCUGUUCUCCCUAAUCUGAUGGGGAUGUGCUAGAAACCUUGUCAACCCAUGGUGGAUUCCAUAUUAACAUAGAGGCAUUCAAUGUUACAGCAAUUUUUAUAGUAACAACUUCAUCAUAUCAACCUGAAGUCUUAAAUUGUACAGAGCUAUUUCUCCAAAUGGUCAUAGAUCUAUAGGGGAGACUGUUCAACAAUCUCCUUAUAACAAAUGACAGUGAAACACAAAUGCUGAGGUUUUAUUCAAAUGUCAAAUAGAAGUCUUCUAACUCCCCCGAGGCUUUCCCACUACAUCCAGGACCCAGACAUGCUCCGAGCUGAAACUGAGAAUUCAGAGCAAUGAAGGGGAAAUGCAGAGAAAGAGGGAACCUGCCUGUGUGGUCUGUAGAAGAUUAUGAGAAAUUAUGCAUUUAUGAUCUAGUCAAAGAAACUAAGAUAACCAACAAUGAGAUCCCAGCAUGCAAGUUGCACCAGAAGAGGAAAAGAGUAGGUUUCUUACCUAAACUAAAAUCUUAUAAGGUACAUUAAAAUAGCAUUCCAUCCUGCUUUUAAUGAAUGAAUUCUACCCUCCUGCACACGGAUACAUAUUUGAUGCAGCUAUUUAUCCUAUAUAUUUCUUCAGGGAUAUCUCCUCAGAGACCUUGUUUAUUUCUCUUAUAGUUAAAUGCUGGAUGGAUGAUGCUGAGAAUAAACAGUCUCAAGAUCUGAUAAUUUUAUGCAUAUAAGCAAACAAGUUUAUUAACAAAGGGAGGGCAGCAAGGAACCAGAACACAACAGACAACAGCAAAUGAUUGAUGACAGUACACCUUAGGUUGCAAGGUGCAGACCCAAGAUAACUGGCA
Messenger RNA from Mauremys reevesii (Reeves's turtle), 5534 nucleotides. RefSeq names its product complement C8 alpha chain (gene C8A). The record is from RefSeq and is a predicted model, not a curated record. NCBI's taxonomy places the organism in Eukaryota, Metazoa, Chordata, Testudines, Geoemydidae. Bases 110 to 1924 code for a protein of 604 amino acids. The transcript has 11 exons. Gene Ontology annotation, molecular function: protein binding. Gene Ontology annotation, cellular component: membrane attack complex. Gene Ontology annotation, biological process: immune response.